Blepharisma stoltei is the source of this 1146-nucleotide messenger RNA. The record is from the annotation of a GenBank genome assembly. Lineage: Eukaryota; Ciliophora; Heterotrichea; Heterotrichida; Blepharismidae.
AUGAAGAUGAAUUUCAGAAGACUAAUUGGUGACUUUUUGCUAAUGCUCCCAAUAGGUUUGAUAGGAUUUGUGUAUUAUAUUUUUGCUAUCGUAUUUUUCUACCCUAAAACACAAAGUAAAUUUGAAUCAGGUCAUCAAGAAUCUUUUCUGUCAUUCUUCAUUUUCCAUAUCCUUUUAUUUCUUCUGUUAUGGAGCUUUAUUCAAGCUGUCAUUUGCAAGCCUGGAAAUUCUCCAAGAAAUUGAGUGUUCUUUAUAAGAAUAAAUUGAGAUAAUUAAUAAAGAGGAAUAGCCAAAGGAUUAUAAAUUUGAACUUAAUUUUUGCAUAAAACUUAGUCUUGCUAAGAAUAUUCUCCAAGCAGGGAUUUUAUCAGAGCGACUCUGACACUAAAAAGAAGCGAUAUUGUCUGGUAUGUCAUUCAUUCAAACCAGAGCGUUGCCAUCACUGCUCAACUUGCGAUACUUGUAUUUUAGGCAUGGACCAUCAUUGUCGUAAUAUGUAAAUCAGCUUGAAUCAACAACUGUGUAGGUUUUUUCAAUAGGAAAAUUUUUAUUUUGCUAUUACUAUAUUCACUUAUUAAUGGAUUUUUUAUAUUAUUCAAACUGACUGGACAAGUUUAUAGCUCAUUAGAGCUUAUCCUUAGUGAUAGUAUUCAAGUAUCAUUAAUUCCUCACUUGUACUACAUUGCAGUAUAUUUUUUCUUACUUAUUCUCAUGAUUAUUUUGUCAAGGUUUACGUAUUUUCAUAUAAAAUUAGUCCUCAAAAACUCGACUACUGUUGAAAUGCUAGAUAAAGAAGCUGAAAAUUAUAGCAUAAGCCCAUUAUGAAACUGAAGACAAGUUUUCGGAAAAAAUCCUUGGCUUUGGUUUUUACCUGUUUAUUUGGAAACUGGUAAACCAAUUGGAGACGGAAUUACAUGAGCUCGUCCUAAGGCACCUUUUGAACUCAAAGCAAAUUCAAACUCAGAUCAUAAUCAAGAGGCUUCUGGGAGUCCGUAUUUUGAAAGCCCUCUAAAUAUCUCAAAUAUAGUAAAAUCCUCAUCUUUAAACUCCUCUGUAGAAUACUCACAAGAUCUAAAUUCGAUGCAAUACGUGAAAUCAGACUCCGGCGCCUCUUCGCCGUUUAUAUUGCCCAGAGGUAAAGCAUAA